Messenger RNA from Megalops cyprinoides (Indo-Pacific tarpon), 376 nucleotides. RefSeq names its product cytokine receptor common subunit gamma-like. Gene Ontology annotation, molecular function: protein binding. The record is from RefSeq and is a predicted model, not a curated record. Bases 5 to 376 code for a protein of 123 amino acids. The transcript is spliced from 4 exons. NCBI's taxonomy places the organism in Eukaryota, Metazoa, Chordata, Actinopteri, Elopiformes, Megalopidae.
AGAGAUGGCCUGGGCGGUAGUGGUCGUGCUGGUGAUGGCUUUAACACUGAAUGGAAGUGACAGCACUCUCUCUGCUCUCAAUGUGAGCUGCCUGAUCAUAAACCUGGAAUAUAUAAACUGCACCUGGACUGAAGGUUGUAUCCCUGAGUUCAACUACACCUUUCACAGCAGGUUUGGUGUCAGCGGGUCCUACAUGGAGUGUCCCAUGUACCUGCUGGAAGGGGGGCUCAGUGUUGGCUGCAGGAUGCCCUAUCAGAAGGGUGAGAAGUUUAGCACGCUGCAUACCAGACUGUCCCGGAACAACAGCCACUCAGCAAGAGAGCAGGCCAUCCAUAUCAAAGAUCUGGCUCACCUGUACUUAAAGAUGGUGAGCUGA